Molecule: messenger RNA, 434 nt
Organism: Dermacentor silvarum
Lineage: Eukaryota; Metazoa; Arthropoda; Arachnida; Ixodida; Ixodidae
Exons: 4
Coding region: 1-375 (124 amino acids)
Source: RefSeq, a predicted model, not a curated record
AUGCGCUCAUCUUGGGGUCUUCGAAGGAUCUCCAGCGAGCCGGACGUCUUCCUCCUGUAUCGCCUGUCCUCGUACUGGAGUUCGUUCAUUGCCCUCCUAGCCACAGUGUUACUGAGCCUCGUGCUAAGCCUCAUAAUCGGCGCAGAUCGAGUGGAGGUGGCCAGAAACGCCCGUCUUUCCAGUCCCCUAUUCCUGACGCUGUGGACCCGACUUGGAUGGCUUCCAGACUCGACAGUGAUGCCCAUCAACUGCUGCGAUGCGAGCUACAAAGACGGCUGCACUGAAGAACGUCCUGAGAUCUUACCGCUCCACUUAGCGCCUGAUAACUCUUCUCCGCUUAUCAGUGACGAUGCACUCAGAAUAGCACGAGCGUAGGUCUUUGACUAGGUUGCACAUUUGCUGUAUUGACUUUCGUACUUGCAGCAGCGCGGUUA